Molecule: messenger RNA, 515 nt
Organism: Saimiri boliviensis boliviensis (Bolivian squirrel monkey)
Lineage: Eukaryota; Metazoa; Chordata; Mammalia; Primates; Cebidae
Source: RefSeq, a predicted model, not a curated record
UGACCUUUUGGCCUGAGGAUGCAAGUCUUUAGUAUCCUUACAACUUCACUCCCAAGAGCUGGUAUAGAAUGAGCUCUUCUGGCCAUGGGAGGAUUGCAGAGGGGUGCCUGCCACCUGCAGCCCAGCCUCAGCACUUUUCUCUUCAAUGUCUUCUUCAAGGUAUUUCUACUUGCCAGCCCUGAGCUGUUUCAGAAUGAGGAAGACACCUGGAAGAGUCUACAGGUGCAUAGACCAAUUUGCAAAAGACCCUGUGAGCCACCAUUAUCUCAGCUGGAAGAAUUAAUAAGCAACACAUUCAUUCAAGAAGUAUUUACUGAGCACCUAAUAUGUGCACUAUUUUCUGGUGUUGGAGCUAAGGGGCAAAUGACUCUGAUAAGUCUCUGUUCUCAAGGCUGGAGUGCAAUGGCGCGAUCUCGGCUCACCACAACCUCUGCCUCCUGGGUUCAGGCAAUUCUCCUGCCUCAGCCUCCUGAGUAGCUGGGAUUACAGGCACGCGCCACCAUGCCCAGCUAAUU